CGUAUUUGACCCGGAAGUCGAUUGACGACGGAAACGACAGCGGAGGGGAAUAGUUGAGUAGUAUCCAUUGUAGUCUUCUGUAUUUCUUUCAUAGCUAUUUUGUUCAUUGCAUCUAUUCCAAAAAAGCGUUUGGAUUUAGUCGCGUUUGCAGGGAGGUUUAAUCUCACGUGCACACGUAAGAUAUGUCGGUUGCGCCCCCCAAUCGCUCGAGCACAGGUUGGCCGCGCGGGAGUUCCUCUCAGUUUGGAAGCAAAUACAUGACCGGCCCGGCGAAGCCUCUCACCCUGGAGAGGACUAUCAAUCUUUAUCCUCUCACCAACUACACCUUUGGGACCAAAGAGCCUUUGUAUGAGAAGGACAGCUCAGUGGCGGCCAGAUUCCAGAGGAUGCGCGAGGAGUUUGACAAGAUGGGAAUGAGGAGGACCGUGGAAGGCGUACUUAUCGUCCACGAACAUAGGCUGCCGCAUGUCCUACUUCUGCAACUGGGCACUACUUUCUUCAAGCUGCCUGGUGGGGAGUUGAGUCCUGGAGAAGAUGAGGUGGAAGGGCUGAAACGCCUAAUGACCGAGAUUCUCGGGCGGCAGGAUGGCGUGAAGCAGGAUUGGGUGAUUGAUGACUGUAUUGGCAACUGGUGGCGCCCUAACUUUGAGCCUCCACAGUAUCCCUACAUUCCAGCUCAUAUUACCAAACCUAAGGAGCAUAAGAAACUUUUCCUGGUUCAGCUGCAGGAAAAAGCACUGUUUGCUGUCCCAAAAAAUUAUAAACUGGUGGCAGCCCCGUUGUUUGAGCUGUAUGACAACGCCCCUGGGUAUGGACCCAUCAUUUCUAGCCUACCGCAGCUCCUCAGCAGGUUCAACUUCAUCUACAACUAAGUGAAGUUCAUUUGGCUGUCUCUGUGAGUGCAGCCCAGUCGAAGUGAAUCUUGAAGACCACGUGGACAAUGCAGAGAAACUACAACUUCUCAUCUUCGGCUCCACUUUCACAUGAGAGAAAUGUGACCUGUGCUGAAUAUAUUGACAGUCCGCCAGGGAUAUUUAGCUACACUUUUGUCAGGAAAAAAAAACAAAAACUGUUCUUUUUUUUUUAAUCUCAAUGGACUGGUGUUUUUGUUUGUUUGUUUUGUAGAAGAUGCAUGUAUAUUGCAUUAUGUUCAGAUUUUAAGCCUUCUCUGGAAAGGUUUGAUUAAACCAACAAUUACUUUGCGUUUACUGUCAUUUUAAAGUAUGUUGUUUUUUCCUUUUUAAUAAAAAAAAUGAAAUUGAA
Molecule: messenger RNA, 1263 nt
Organism: Syngnathus typhle (broad-nosed pipefish)
Lineage: Eukaryota; Metazoa; Chordata; Actinopteri; Syngnathiformes; Syngnathidae
Gene: nudt21
Product: nudix hydrolase 21
Exons: 7
Coding region: 183-872 (229 amino acids)
Cellular component (GO): mRNA cleavage factor complex
Molecular function (GO): mRNA binding
Source: RefSeq, a predicted model, not a curated record